Trichosporon asahii var. asahii CBS 2479 is the source of this 660-nucleotide messenger RNA. Its product is annotated as RAB-protein geranylgeranyltransferase. Bases 1 to 660 code for a protein of 219 amino acids. The record is from RefSeq and is a predicted model, not a curated record. Gene Ontology annotation, molecular function: Rab geranylgeranyltransferase activity. The transcript has 5 exons. Gene Ontology annotation, cellular component: cytoplasm; Rab-protein geranylgeranyltransferase complex. Gene Ontology annotation, biological process: protein geranylgeranylation. Lineage: Eukaryota; Fungi; Basidiomycota; Tremellomycetes; Trichosporonales; Trichosporonaceae.
AUGCACGGCGUCAAGCGAACAAAAGUCUCGCCCGAGGCGGCAGAGGCGAAGCGACUGAAGGAGCUGGGCAAGAUCCAGGCGUACCUGACGCUGGAGGAAGACGUGCUUGCGCGCGCAAAGGACUACUCUCCAGAGGCGCUGAAGAAGACAACGGAGCUGCUCGACCUGAAUCCCGAGUUCUACACGGUGUGGAACUACCGGCGGCAUAUCUUGACGCGAGAAAUUGUCGCGCUACUCGGGGCUGAUCUCCGUCUGACGGUAGCGUACCUCAAGGUGCACCCGAAAGUGUACUGGAUCUGGACGCACCGCAUGUGGUGUCUCGAGAACAUCCCCAGGGGACCAGGCGACACGGAGGGCUGGCGAAACGAAAUGUGGAAGGUCGAGUUUGGACUCGUCGAGAAGCUGCUCGAGUCAGAUGCGCGUAAUUUCCAUGCCUGGGGAUACAGACGGUACAUUCUGCGCAGCCUGCCCGAGACAGCGGAGAAGAGGACGCCGCAGGACGAGCUCAAGUACACGACGCGCAAGAUUGAGGCGAGCUUCUCCAACUUCUCGGCUUGGCACUACCGCACGAAGCUUUUGGGCAAGAUGUUCGAGGACAUGACGCCGGAGCAGAUUGCGGAGAAGAAGGAUGAGGGUGAGCUUCACGUGCUUGAGGCGUAA